This is a messenger RNA of Centropristis striata (black sea bass), 2180 nucleotides long. It is a transcript of the gene orc2, whose product is annotated as origin recognition complex, subunit 2. The record is from RefSeq and is a predicted model, not a curated record. Gene Ontology annotation, molecular function: DNA replication origin binding. NCBI's taxonomy places the organism in Eukaryota, Metazoa, Chordata, Actinopteri, Perciformes, Serranidae. Gene Ontology annotation, biological process: DNA replication. The transcript has 16 exons. Gene Ontology annotation, cellular component: nuclear origin of replication recognition complex; nucleus. The coding region runs from base 203 to 1912 and encodes 569 amino acids.
GAAUUGCAUCUUGGGAAAGGUGGUUUUUACUGAAUCAAGCGUUCUGAUUGGACACCACAUGUCACGUGGUUUAAAAACUUCAUCAGGAUGGCGCGGAAAGUCAGCACGCCGCUCCGCUCUGCUCCCGGGUUAUAAACGGGUUGUUUACAUUCUCUUCAGGCAGCUUUGACUCUUUAUACGGAAAUCUUAACCUUCAGUCAUCAUGAGUGUGUUGGAGGUGAAGUUCAUCGGUGAUGGAGAUGCUCUGGAUCACAUUGUGGACAAACAGGAAGAUGUGCAGAGCAGCAGUGGGGCUGUUCAGAAGAUGGUAAAGUUUAAGAGUCCAGCUGGAAGACGAGCCAGAGAGGAACCAGAACCUGAAGAGGACGAGAACGGAGUCCUUGAUGAGCAGCACUACGUCCAAGCUCUAGGGACAGACAAAGCUUUAGAGGAUGAGGAGGGGAUGUACCGCGUGGCUGGAUCCUCCAUCUUCACCUUCCAGAAAGCCAAACGUGGACACAGCAUGGCCCAGACCGCCAGUGAGUUGGCUCGGACUCCCGGGAAAAGCGUGACCUUUGAACCCUCGACUCCCACCCGAACAGGCCGCAACAACAGAGGGGACAGCAGGACGCCUCAGAGGAACAAGAAGGUUCAGUUUGUCUCUACGACUCCCCACAGGCUGAGAAAGAGAAUAACAACUCCCAGCAUCCGGUCCGACAGCGACAGUGAGCUGUCGUCCUCUGACUCCGGGGAGGAUCUGGACCCAGACGGGACGGAGGAAGAGCAGAAAGUAAAAAAAGAAGACAAGGAGAACUUGAAGAGUCUCAGAACGCCCAGUAAAACUUCCUCUGCAGCUCUCUAUAAGACUCCAGCCAAGAAGAGCAGGUCCUCCUCUGAAGCCCCCAACCAGCCCAGCAUGGUGGAGGAGUACUUUGAGGCCCACGGCAGCUCAAAGGUCUUAACAUCAGACCGAACCCUGGAGCGCCUACACACCCCCAAGCUGGACAGGGAGACGCUGGUGCAGCUUUUAGGAGGGAAACCGUCGUGCUGCUCCAAAGAGAUCCAGCAGCUCCACAACAAACACAGAAAGCACUUUAGCAAAUGGAUGUUACAGUUACAGUUGGGCUUCAGUGUCCUGGUCUACGGUUUGGGCAGCAAAAAAUCUCUGCUGGAGGAUUUCCGAGUGUCUCACCUGGAUCAGGAAGUUCACCUGGUGGUCAACGGAUUCUUCCCUUCCAUCACUCUUAAAUCAAUCUUAAACGCUCUGACAUGUGAGGUUCUAGAGCACCAGGGAAGUUUCCGGACCCCUUCAGACCAAAUCCAGUUCAUCGCUCAGACCCUUAAAGACGAUCCAGAUCUCCAUGUGUACCUGAUCAUCCACAAUAUCGACGGACCGAUGCUGCGAGGAGAAAAGACCCAGAGUGCACUGGGGCAGCUGGCGUCCCUGCCCAACCUGCACCUUGUGGCUUCUUUAGACCACAUCAACGCUCCACUGGUGUGGGACCAGUUUAAGCAGAGCCAGUUUAACUGGCUGUGGUGGGAGUGUGUGACCUUCCAGCACUAUGCGGAGGAGACGUCGUAUGAAAACUCUCUGCUGGUGCAGCAGACCGGCGCUCUGGCUCUGUCCUCCCUCACACACGUGCUACGCAGCUUGACACCCAAUGCAAGAGGAAUCUUUGAACUGUUGGUGAAAUUUCAGCUGGAAAACAAAGAUAACCCUUCAUAUACAGGAUUGUCAUUCCAAGAUUUCUACCAACGCUGUCGAGAGGCGUUCUUGGUAAACUCUGACCUCACACUGAGGACUCAGCUGACUGAGUUCAGAGACCACAAACUGAUCCGGACCCGCAAGGGUGCAGAUGGAGUGGAGUACCUUAUUGUUGCCGUGGACGCGAGCACUUUGAUGGAUUUCCUGGAGAACGAAGACGGCGACUGAGAAGAGAAGAACUGCAUCACUUAUAUUCAGCACCAAAUAGAUUUUCUGAUUGAACCACUCACUGAUAAAAAGGCCCAGUUACAUCAUAGACACAAGCCAGCUUUCAGGCUCAGCACAGUUUAAAUUAUUGGUUUGAAUUAAUGAAUUAUUGGUGAAAUGUUUGUCAGAAAAGCCUCAUUGUAGCACUGUAACAUACACAUCUUGUGUUUCAAUGUGAUCACGUUUUCAUCCACUAUCUGUGUCAUUAAAGUCAACACUUAAUAAGUUA